Oldenlandia corymbosa var. corymbosa is the source of this 446-nucleotide messenger RNA. The record is from the annotation of a GenBank genome assembly. NCBI's taxonomy places the organism in Eukaryota, Viridiplantae, Streptophyta, Magnoliopsida, Gentianales, Rubiaceae.
ACAAAUUUGAGAUAUCAAUACUGCAAUUGAAUCUCAAAGAUCUCUACCCUUUGUGCUUCAUAAUAUUGUUGAUAAUAAUCCAUUUAUAUAAAAUGGCGCGAGUAACUAUGAUUCUGGCAACCCUUUUGAUCGUAAUUACAGUAAUCUCCCAAAACAUUCAGUUUAUUGAGGGAAGAAAUUUAUCCCUCAAGAGCAAAACCAAUGCUAUGAUGACUACUAGCUCUCGUGGCAUGGGGAAAACCGACAUUAAUCCCAUGGAGGACGGAGUUUUUGCGGGGACGGAACCAAUGUCGACUCCGUCAGCCGCCGCUGCCGUUGCAACACUGGCUCCGCCGCCGCAACCACCAGCGGGUUCAUCUGGUCAUGCAGAUAACUUUCGGCCCACGGCACCGGGUCACAGCCCAGGAAUCGGGAACGCCAUUCAGAACUAAAAGCUUUAAUUUGGC